AUGCCCGAAGAAUAUUUUUUUGAUGGAGAAGACAAUUCCAAUUUAACUCUGUUUGCCCUAAAGGACAUAGUUGAGGCAACAAACAAUUUCGCAGAUGCUAAUGUGCUUGGAAAAGGUGGCUUUGGUUCAAGGCUAUCAAAGUAUUCUGGACAAGGCAUUGAAGAAUUCAGGAAUGAGGUUACUUUAAUUGCAAAGCUUCAACAUAGAAAUCUUGUGAGGAUCUUAGGUUGUUGCGUAGAUGGAGAAGAAAAGAUGGUGGUAUAUGAAUAUUUGCCAAACAAAAGCUUGGACUCUUUCAUCUUUGAUCAAGCAAACAAACUACACUUAGAUUGGAGGAAAAGAUUUGACAUCAUUUGUGGAGUUGCAAGAGGAAUUUUAUACCUUCAUCAAUAUUCAAGAAUAAGAAUAAUUCAUAGAGACUUAAAGGCUAUCAGUGUCUUGUUAGAUCUUGCAAUGAACCCAAAGAUUGCAGAUUUUGGUAUGGCAAGAAUAUUUGGUGGAGGCCAAACUGAAGCAAACACAAACCGUGUUGUUGGAACUUAUAGUUAUAUGUCACUUGAAUAUGCAAUGGAAGGCAUUUUUUCAAUAAAAUCAGAUGUGUACAGUUUUGGAGUUUUACUUUUGGAGAUUAUUUGGAAUCUUUGGAAAGAAAGUCGAGCUAUGGAGAUUGUUGAUCCAUCAUUACUAGAUGAAACAUGCCCUGAACAUGAAGUUCUGAAAAGCAUCCAGAUUCAGCUUUUAUGUGUGCUAGACAACACUGGUCAUGAGACACGAACUAUUUGGCGAGCUAGGAGAAUAAUUGGCUCCAAGUUUGGAGAAGACGACUCCAAUUUAACUCUGUUUGACCAAAAGCACAUCGUUGAGGCAACAAACAAUUUCGCAGAUGCUAAUAUGCUUGGAAAAGGUGGCUUUGGUUUAGUAUACAAGGGUCUACUUGAAGAUGGAAUGGAAAUAGCAGUUAAGAGGCUAUCAAGGUAUUCUGGACAAGGCAUUGAAGAAUUCAGGAAUGAGGUUACUUUAAUUGCAAAGCUUCAACAUAGAAAUCUUGUAAGGAUCUUAGCUUGUUACGUAGAUGGAGAAGAAAAGAUGGUGGUAUAUGAAUAUUUGCCAAACAAAAGCUUGGACUCUUUCAUCUUUGAUCAAGCAAACAAGCCAAAGUUAGAUUGGAGGAAAAGAUUUGACAUCAUUUGUGGAGUUGCAAGAGGAAUUUUAUACCCUUUUCAAGAUUCAAUAUUAAGAAUAAUUCAUAAAGACUUAAAGGCUAGCAAUGUCUUGUUGGAUCUUGUAAUGAACCCAAAAAUUGCAGAUUUUGGUAUGGCAAGAAUAUUUGGUGGAAACCAAACUGAAGCAAUCACAAACCGUGUUGUUAGAACUUAUGGUUAUAUGUCAUCUGAAUAUGCAAUGGAAGGAAUUUUUUCAAUAAAAUCAGAUGCAUGCAGUUUUGGAGUUUUACUUUUGGAAAUUGUUACUAGCAGGAAGAAUAAUGGUCAUUAUGAUGACAUUACUUGUACUUUUAUUUGGAAUCUUUGGAGAGAAAGUCGAGCUAUGGAAAUUGUUGAUCCAUCAUUACUAGGCGAAACAUGCCCUGAACAUGAAGUUCUCAAAUGCAUCCAGAUUGGGCUUCUAUGUGAGCAAGAAUAUGCAACAGAUAGGCCUACCAUGUCAGAAGUUGUUUUCAUGUUGGAUAAUGACUCGACUCUUCCCCCUCCAAAGCAACCGGCAUUUCUUUUCAAGAAAAAUAAGUAUUAUGAUUCAAAUCCAUCAAUUAGUAAAGGAGUUAAUUCAGUUAAUAAGAUGAGUACUACUGUGGUUGAAGCUCACUGA
Molecule: messenger RNA, 1824 nt
Organism: Neltuma alba
Lineage: Eukaryota; Viridiplantae; Streptophyta; Magnoliopsida; Fabales; Fabaceae
Product: receptor-like serine/threonine-protein kinase SD1-8
Exons: 10
Coding region: 1-1824 (607 amino acids)
Biological process (GO): protein phosphorylation
Cellular component (GO): plasma membrane
Molecular function (GO): ATP binding; protein serine/threonine kinase activity
Source: RefSeq, a predicted model, not a curated record